AUGGAUGGAGGAUAUCCACCCCUUGAAGGUGCCCACGCAAGGCUAAUCAGCAUGGACACCAAGAGUAGUGAACUGGAGGGGUCAGGUGCCCUAGACCACGUGGUGAUCGUUGGUGCCUUGGACGAGGCCGCUGGUGGCCUGGUUGCGGCCCUAGGAGACCUAGUAGCGGUCGCUAGUGGCCUAGACAUGGCUCUAGGAGGCCUAGCGGCGGCUGCUGAUGGCCUGCCUGAGGCCACUGGUGGCCUAGGCGAGGCCACUGGUGGCCUGGCCAUAGCUCUAGGAGGCCUAGCAAUGGCUGCUGGUGGCCUGGUUGUGGCUCUAAGAGGCCUAGCAACGGUCGUUGGUGGCCUGGCCACCUAG
This is a messenger RNA of Sorghum bicolor (sorghum), 360 nucleotides long. Its product is annotated as elastin-like. The transcript has a single exon. The coding region runs from base 1 to 360 and encodes 119 amino acids. Lineage: Eukaryota; Viridiplantae; Streptophyta; Magnoliopsida; Poales; Poaceae. The record is from RefSeq and is a predicted model, not a curated record.